AUAAUGGAACGUAUUAAACAGAAUGUCUGCAGAAUUAAAAUUUAAAGUAAUAAAUUCAAAAAGGUAAUAAAUAUGAUUGAACUAAUCAAGAAUGCAAAGGUGUGAAUGGGUGGGAGUAGGGUGUUAAGAUUGGAUCAAAGUGUGCCUUCCAUGCGAACAAAAUUUUUUUUCAUUUUUAUGGUUAAUACAGUUGCCUACCUGGCCUGCUUUAAAGAUCUCCAAGGCCUCUAAAUCUCUAAUAUGGUCAUUAUGUUGAGUAUAACAUAUUAACCUUGUCCAGUCAAGUUUAACCUCAACAUUGCUGUCAAAGGUAUAUAUGGACAGAGCUAUGAAUGGUUUCAUGUUGUUAUCAUAUUUGUGCUCUUUUACAUGCUGCUUGAGGAAUUUUUCAUAACACUUAUGUAAACUAGAUCUCUGUCAAACCUAUAAUUCUUCAAGGUUAUCCUAUAAACCCCAGGUGUCCAUUCUUCAUUUAUGGCAUCUUUCCCAUAUUUUAGUGGCAGAUAUAUUGUAGGGUUACAUGUAUAUUUAUGUUUGCUAUUUGUUAACACAUUGCUGUCAAGUGAAAGUUCAUAAGUAAUUACUACCUGCUUGGUGUUUUUUCUGCUCUCUGUUGUUGGUAUUAUCAUCUAUAUCAUUACCAUUGUUACUCUGGGUCUUACACUUAUCAGAUAAUUGAUAGAUUAAGUGCUCGCUAAAGCUAUACCCACCCAGGGUAUUUUGUGUUAUGGAACAGUCCAGUUUCAGAGAAGUUUUCUUUUGAAGCUCUUUUUUAUCUGAGUAGAUGUGAUUAAAAAUACUACGUUUAAAAAAAUUAGAUUAAAAAAACAUUUUAUUCUAAUUUUUUUAAACAUAGUAUUUUUAAUGAUUAUUCUGUUAAUUCUUUCAUAUUAACAAAAAUACAAAGAAACAAAUCCAAAAUAUUAUGAAAAUUAUUAUUUAUUCAUUUUUUUAUGAUUUUUUGAAAAUAAUCAAAAAAUCCCAGUCUGCACAGCAUUCACAAGCACCACUAGUCCAGAAAUUGUUAAAUAAGUAUCCAUUAAAAGAAAGCCAGAUUUUCCAGACAAAGGAAGUAAAGCACUUUUUGGAAAUUGCUGAACAUAAUUCUAUGGAUAUUUCAUGUAAUCACUGAAUGUUUGAUAACAAAUUGCAAUCAUUUCAAUAGAAUAAAAACAGAAAAACAUAACUCUGAUUACAAAUGUUCUUAAGAAGCAUCAGUUAAUCUAUAUAAGUCAAGCACUAUGUUCAAAUACUACCUAGAAUUAUUUAAAUAUUCAAUUCAACUUGACCAUUUGAUUCAAGCAAUAAUUAAAUUUUCUUUACUUUAUAAAUUAAAGAAAGUGUAUAUAGAAUUAAUUAUUUAUUUCAAUUGAAAAUGAUAAAUUUUUAUUUGAUAUUUAGAUUGGAGUGAGAUAGAAGAUAAAAAUGUACAGUCUAAAACUCCUGAAGGUGCUACAUCACAAGAAACAGAAGUAUCUGUUGUGCCAGAAGUACAAGGAAGACCAUCAGAACUACAAGGAAUAUGUUCUGCUAUAGAGCCAGUACAAAUUUAGAGUCACGGCUUUGACUUAAUCUCACGAAUCCAGGUACAGUGCACAGAACAAGAGAAAUUGAUAUAGCUGCUGGAAUAGAAGAACUCGAUGAGGUUCAAAUGAAACAGUUAACGCCUGAAGAAAUUCUUAGUUUUGCUGAAAAAAGAGAUUUUUUUCAAAGACUUUCUCAAACUUCAAUUAUCCUUCCCCCCGAUUUUUCAUCAUCAACAAAGCUUACAAUGACCAAAGGUGUUAAAUUAAUUGAUGAAAGUGAUGCAAGACAAGGAGAAGUUGUUGAAGAGCAAGUAAGUUUUGCAGAAAGAUUAAAAUUUUUUCAAACUGGAGCAGAAGAUGAAAAUGGUUCUAAACCAUCAUCAAUAACCGGUGAUUCGAGUGCUUUGUCAGACGAAGGAACAGAAGCAGAACGUUCAAUAACAGAAAAAGAAUUUACUGAAGAUAAGAUAAGUGGAUUGAAAGAAAAAUCAAGCAGUUCUUCAGAGUUUACAUCAGAAAAUCAAGUCCUGAAAGCAGAAAUUCAACUUUUCUUAAGAACUGGUAGUGGGGGAGAAGCAAUUGAAAUUUCAAAAAUUAAAGAUUAUAGUGGUUUAAGAAAGGAAGCUUCACAAGAAAGUUAUGUUUCUGAAGAAGAUAAACAAGAGGUACUAGAAACUAAUUUAGCCACUUAUGCUGAUGAAGAAAAACAGAUCAGUGAAGAAUGGGAAAUCAUUAAUGAUGAUGAAAUUAGAGAAGCUAGAGAAACUUUACAUCUCCACAUAGAUAAAGAUAAAGGAAUAGAAGAAACUUGGGAAGUAUUUAGCAAACAAAAACAAGAAUUAAAAAGUGUAGAAAUUAGUCCUCAGAUUACUAGUGAAACAAAAGAUAAAGAAAUUGAAAAAACUAUUACAGAAUUAACAACAGUAGUUGAAACAACUGAAUUUAUCAAAGAAAAAUUUAAAGAUGAUUUGAUUAAAUCUGAAACCAAAGAUGAAAUGAAGGUUAAAGACACUAUGAAAACUAAAGAUGAUACUACUUUGAUUAUGCAAAAAGAAACAACUGAUUCUGUCAAAGAAAAAGUUAAGGAAGAUUUGAUAAAAUCUGAAACCAAGGAGGAUGAAAUUAAACUUGAAGAGAUUAUAAAAACUGAAGGUGAUACUAUUUUGAUUAUGCAAGAAGAAAGAACUGAAUCUUUUGAAGAAAAAGUUAAGGAAGAUUUGAUUCAAUCUGAAAACAAAGAGGACGAAAUGAAACACAAAGAGGGUAUAAAAGUUGAAAGCGAUACUAAUUUAAUCAUGCAAAAAGAAAUGUUUUAUCCACAAGAAGAAAUUGAUAUUUCAUAUACUCUUGAAAGUGAACCAUUAGUUAAAACUGAGAAAAAAGAGAAAGAAAUAAAAGUAUCAUCAUCUGAAGAAAUUGAAGAUAUUUAUGAAGAAACUGGAACGAAGGAAACAGUUACAAAAACAAUUGUGAGAAAUAUUGAAAAAACAAUUAUUCGAACAGUAACAAAUAUCAAAUCAGAAUCAAAUCUAGAAACUGUUGAAGUAGCAGAAACUGAAUUAUGCAUUGAUGAUGAUACUUCAAAAGAUUUAAAUACUUUAGAUGAGAUAAAAUUUAGAGAGCCUCUUUCAAAAGAAAUAAUAGUGCCAGAAAAAGAAAUUACUACAGAAAUUUCUCCACAAGAAAACCUUGAUGUUUCAACAAAAAGAACAAUUAUCAUUGAAAAAAAGUUAGAUUCAAAAAGUGAUGUAAUUUCUUUAGUGGAAAAUGAAGAAAAAAUAUUAGAUAUUUCAGAAAUAGAAAAAGAACUUAAACGUGAUUCACCUGAAAAACAAAUAAUUACUCAAAUUGGAGAUGAAUUAAUGUAUGAUGACAGUGAUAAAAAGCAUAUUGAUUUCAGCCAGGAUGAACAAUAUGAAUAUGAAGGUAAAUUAAUUCCUGAAGUGCAUCCAGAAAUUCCUUCUGAUUUAACAAAAGAAGAUAUUGAAAUAGAAACUGAUAGUGAGUUUAAAAUGAUUCAACCUUUAAAAUCAGAAGACAUUUCUCCUGAGACUAAGGAUACAGAAUUAGAAAUUGAAGAAGAAAUUUUGAAAUCUACUAGUGAAGUCAUGGACUCUACUGUAACUUCUCUUCUAUUGUCUCAUGAUGAAAGUGAAGACACAGAAGAUGAUCAAAAAAAAUCAGAACAUAUGGUUUUUGAGAGUGACACUGCAACAAAAGAUACUACAGAAUCUGAAUCGGAAUCAAAAGAUUCACUCUCUAACAUAAGUGUCAUGGAGAAAGCAGAUACAAUCCAUUUGCAAGCUUCAGAACUAGAAGAAGCAGUCAGUCAUAAAGAAUCCGAUAUUUCUCAAUUAGAAAUGACAGAACUAACAGAUUCAAAACAUCUAAUAGAUAAAGAAUAUGAAAUGAUGGAAAGUUUGGCAAGUGCAGAAGCUUUUCCUGUCACUAUAACAUCCACAGUGGUUACAGAAGGAAAUGAAAUUGCAACAACAGACCAAUCAACAGUUAUUGUUAGAAAAAUUUCUACUAUUGUGAGUAAAACUGAAAAUGUUAUUUUGGAAAAAGAAUAUAAGAAAGUAAAAUCUGAUAAGACCUAUGAAGAACGUCUGUUUGACAUGGAUACAGACUAUAUAUAUUCAGAAGAAGAACACGUUGGAAUAAAGUUAUUUCCUGACAAAUUAGAAGAACAAAAUGAAUCAGGUAAGUUAAAUAGCAAAAUUUGUGUUGAGUCUAUAGAAUAUAUCCCUAAAGAAAAAAAUUAUGAAAUAACCUCACUUACUAUUCUUGAGAAAAAAUGCAAUUCAACAAUAAAAGAAAAUCACUUAUUUUCAGUUAAAGAGAAAAUAAUUGAAGAUGAAUUAAAUUUAGAAAAAGAAAAACAAAUUAUUAAUAAAGAUUUUAAAAAAUCUAUUCAAGAAGAUCCAAAUUGCCUUGAUUUAACUACUGAAACAACACAAUUUGAUGAACAAUAUUAUUCACCAUCUGAAGUAAGUUCUGCAAAAGAAAUUAACGUAACUACUGAAAUUUCCACUGAUAUAGGAAUUAAAUCGGAAAUACUUAAGCAAACUGCUGAUUUAUUAGAAAAAUCAGUUGUUUAUGAAAAUGAAAUAAAUGCACCAACAGAAUUUAAAAAUGCCGAUAUUUCUGAAACAGUCGUAUUAGAUGAAUCUGAAGAAAUCAAUAAAAAAAUUGGCAUUCAAGAAAUUGAUUCUAUAUUAAUAAAAGACAAAACAGAGUAUCUUGAAUUUGAAAAUAACUUAGAGAAGUUUGAAAUAGAAAACCAAAUUGCAGAUGAUACCAAACUUGAAUGCUUUGAAGAAAAAAAUCAAUCUUUAGAUGUAGUAUCAGAAAAAGAGCAAAUAAAAGAAUAUAAAAUUGAUGAUGUAUCUGUAUUUCAGAAAGAAACUUUUCAGUCAACAUCAAUUUCCUCAGAGUAUAAAAUUCAGCAUCCAAAUUCAAGUGAUUACUUUUCAGAAGGGCAAACUAAUGGAUUCAGUCAUUCAGAUGAUUAUCAAUCUUAUAGUCCAGAUGAUAUUCCUAAAGCUGAUGUUUUAACACAAGCAGAAGUGUCUUUUCCAUCUGCAUUAGAUACAAAAGAAUCUGCAUAUGAAAAUGUUAACAAAUGGAUGGAAAAAGAAAUGGAAAUUGUUAAAGAAAUGUUGAAGGAUAGACCAGAUAAUAUGCCUUCUUUGGAGAAUUAUGAAAGCAUAAUAGCUUUUGAUGGUGAUCUUCCGACUGGAGAUGACGAACUAUUUAAAAGAAGUUCUCCAACCAUGGAGUCAUUUGACGACGAGGCGCAAGUUGAAAAAUGUGACACCGAUCUUAUUUUACAGAUGUUAAACAAUGUUUCCUGCAGUGAAAUAGAACUAGCUGAAGUGCGAACCGAAGAUGAAGCACCUGAUAUCGAAGAAGAUAUUUCUCCAGCUGCAGAAGAAUUGUGUAAUUCUACAUUACAAGAAUUUAUAAAAGAGCAAACAGUCAAUGAAAAUUUUGAUCAAGGUGCAAAUAAAGAGAUACCAGAAAAGACUACAUCAGCACAAUUUACUAGUGAUAUUUAUGAAGAGUCAGAACUGGAUAAAACAAAAACAAAACCAACUCUUGAUCUAUAUCCUCAGUCAUCAUUAGAAGUAGAAAUAGGUAGUCACAUAAGUGAUGAUAUUUCACUUGACAUAGAUAAAAAUCAUAUUUCAUGUUCAGAAAAUAAAAUAGAAGUCCAACAAGAAAAAAUACCUAAUACCGAACUUUUAAAAUGUGAUACUACAUCCAACGUUAAAACAGUUUUAUUCCCUACUGCAUUACUGAAAGCCGAUGCAAUUCAUGAUUCUACCUCUGAUACUUUAACUUCUUCCACAGUGCUGAGUGCUAAAUUAGCUGAUGAAGCAUCUGAUAAUAUUUAUCCUCAACUAAAUCUUUCAGGUAAAGAAGAAAUUAAGAAAGAAAGUGAAGAUCAGUUUGAAGUGCCAAUGAAAAAAACUGAAGAGAAAAAAAUCAGUAUAAUUACUACUGAUAAAACUACUGAACUACUUGAGGAACAAACAAUAGAUACAUAUGCUUCUCCUUUAGUUAAAGAGUUCCAGGAAGAAAAAUCUGAAAAAUUUCAAAAAGACAAAAUAAGUGAUAUUUCAAUCUCCCAGUCAUCUAAAGUAGAACAAUAUUUAGAAUCUAGAACUUCUGAAGAAUAUAAUAUUGACUUAGAUACUGAAAUAUUAAGUAAAGAAGAAAAGAAAGAUUCUUCUGAAGUAGUAAAAUCUUUCUCUGAAAUAGAAGAUGAAUUUAUUGAAUCCCUGCAAGUAACAGAAGAAAUUGAAAUCCCAGAACAUAUUCCAGAUCUUACAGUGAAAGAAACUACAGUUGAAAUGCCAGAAGAAAAAAUAACUGAAAAACAAUCAAUUACGGAAAUUUUGGAUAGUUCUGAUUAUAAAAUUAAAUCAGAAAUUGUAACAAUAACAGAACAAUGCUCUACAAAAGAUAUAAUUCAUGAUGCAAAAUUUGAUGAUGAUUCAAAAAAACUAAAAGAAGAAAAGGCAAAGAUUAUGGAAUUCAUUGAACCAUUGUCUGAGAUUAAGAAGACAGAAGAAAUUCAAUAUUCAAAAUCUUUGCCAUCAGAAAUUAUAGACAAAACUGAACUUCUUUCUGAUGAUGGAAAGAAGAAAUCAGUUGAAGAAUUAAUUCAAUCUAAAUCUGAAAUGAAAGAAACACUUAUUGAAGAAACUGGAGCUACUGAAAGCACUCUUUUAUCAUACGAUGUUAAAACUGAAAUAUCUAAAUUACAGGAAGAAGAAUCUGUUAUAGAAUCAAUACCUGAUAUUACAAUACCUGAGUCUGCACCAGAUAUUACAAAGCAGGAAAAUUUAGAGGAUAUAAAGAAAGAUGAUGAACAAAAAGAAGAGACUGCUUUAAUUGACGACAUAAUGCCAGAAUCUACUCAACAUGAAUUUAUUGAUGUGUCAGAUUUGGAGGAUAUUGAACCAGAAUUAGAGAGUAAAGCUCAACCUAUUGUUACGACACCUGUGAUUGAAAGAAAACUCAAAACAGAUAGGACACAAAGAAAAACGCACAUAAGUGUUGCUGAUGUAACAGAAAAAUAUGCUGAUACAGAAGUAAAACAAACUGAACCAAUUAUAUUUGAACCUAGCGAUGAUGAUAAAGAAUCUGUUGGUAUUGAAUGCCAUCAUUCAACACCUGAUUUUAGACAAAUGACUGAUAUAGAUUUGGAAGCUAUAUUAGAAGAGCAUGCUAAAGAAGAGCAGCAUAGGGCAGCAAGUGAAUCUAUUGACACUGAAGAGCACGAUUCGACUCUUCUUGAUAAGAAAGAACCAGAAGAUCUUUCUGCUAAAAGUCCUAUUGAUAUCCAUUCACCAAUUUCACAAUCCAUGCCACCUAUUUCGCCUCCUAUUUCUCCUCCUAAGUUAGAUGAAUCAGAAUAUCAUUCAAUACUCUCAACAGAUAUAGAUUCAUGUACUGAUAUAAAAACAAGUCAUUCAAAAUCAGAGAGCCCAUUAAUUCUUGAUGAUGUAGAUGAAAAGAUAGAGGAACAGAAAUUAAUAAGUGAAAAUGAAUAUUCUGAUCAAGAAGUAUUUUAUGCAGAACCAUCUUCAGAUAUAACUGAUACUGUUCAAAAAACAACAGAUGUAACGACACAAAGUAGUAUAAUUUGUGAAUCAGAAUCAGAAGCCCAAAUAAAAUACAGAACACAAAUGGCUUUUGAUAAUACUGCUUUUAUGGGAAUUGAUAAUAUUGAUGUUGGUGAAGCUGUAAAUCGUGAAAUGGUUAGAAGUCCUUAUGAAGUUGUGAGAAUGAAAUUAGAAGAUUUUGAAAUUGGUAUGACAACUGAACAGUCAUCAGUAGUUCCAGAAGAACAAGUUUUAAGUGAAGAAAGCAUUUCAAAAUUAGAAAUAAAAGAAGAUAAAUAUGAAAGUGAAUCAGUUGACAAGAGUUUAGAAAUUCCUUCAAGAGAGGAAGCAACCAAAAUUGCACAAGAAAUUAUUGAAGAAAUCAGAACAGAAGUUGCUAAAAGCCCAUUAUUUCAAAAUGCAUCAAUCAAAAUUCCAGAUGAAGAUGAUAUUAAAACAGAUUCACAGAUAUUUGCAUCUGAUGACAAAGAAAUUAUGCCUGAUAUGAUACAGAGUGAUGAUGACGGAAAAUUAAUUCCUGAUGAAGAAAUAUUUCCUGCAGAAAUUGAAACUUCAACAACAAAAACAGAUGAAAUAAAACCUGAUGACAAAAUAAAAGAACUGAGUUAUGAAAAGGCAGAUGAAACUUCUCCUACUUCCAAAACUUUUCAAUUAACAAAAGAAUCAAUGGAGAUAAAAGAAUCACACAUUUUUAUUACUAAUGGUAAAAUAGAAGCUAUUUCCUCAGAUGUCAAUUUGAUAACUGAUGAAUAUGACAAUAAACAAUUUCCAGUUAGUGAAGAAAUAGAAUAUACAGAGGAUUUUCAUUCUCAAAUGUCAUAUAUUGGUAAACAGGACACAAGUACAAAAAGUGAUAAAGAAACAGAAUCAUUUAUAUCACAUGCUAACCUUAAUGGACCAGUUGCAGUAAGUUACAUUCCUGAAUAUGAUGAUGAAACAUUUACUAUUGAAAAAAUAAAGGAAACUGAUGUAAUUGAUAUAACAAAAGAUACAUUUUAUGAUAUUUCUCAAAAAUCUGCAAGGCAAGAUAUACCUGAGAGCACAUUAAUGCAUUCAGAAAACAUAGAAAAUGCUUUUGAAGAAUCAGUUUCUGCUUCUGACAUCAAAGAAACAGAAAUAUUUAAUGAAGAAGAGUAUAUACGCACACGCAUAUCUAUAUCUGAUGAUCAAGUUGAUCAAGAAAUUAAGAAAAUUCUUAGUGAUGAAUCACAAACAGAAGAUGAUCGUUUGACUGAUAUUAUUGAAAGACCAAUAACUCCUGAGCCAUCAGAUGAAAUUUUAGAUGAAAUGCUUUUACCUGAAAGUGAGCAAUUAUCUAAAUUAGCUACUAUUACUCAAAAAAAUAUUUCAAUUUCUGAAGAAGACAUCUGUGUAAAACAUACUGAAUCAGAAACGAUUUAUCUACAUCAAAAUGUAUUUAGUGAAUCUGAAACAGAUGAACCAACUGAUAUCACUGUUAAUAAAUUUUAUGAAACUGCCCUCACUGCAGAUAUGGAAUCUAGAGAAGAAGGUUUUCCCACUGAAAGUGUAUUUCAACAAGAAUCUGCUGAAAUCAUGGAGGAAGCAAUGGAUAUUGGGAGUGAUAAAUGUAGUGAUGAUAUUGAAGAAACUGAUAAUAAGACUCAUUUUGAAUAUGGAGUUCAUUUUGCAGCUGAACCUCAUUAUGAUGAGAUUCCAAAAUAUGUAGAAUCUGGUUAUGGAGAUCUGUAUACACAUCAAGAAGAAGAUGAAGAAAUAUUUGAUGAAGACUUACAAGAAUCAAAGAACUUAAUUGAAAAUAAUAAACAGGUGUUCUCAGAUUUGGAUGUUUUGCUUGGACCUAAACUUUAUACAAAAAGUGGAGAACAUGAUGAUUCUUCUAUGUCUUCUUUACAAGAAUUCGAAAGAUUAGAAGCAGAAAUAGCAACAGGAAGAAAGUUAAGCCAAGGAUCUGUAGAUUCAUUAAAUGGACGUCCAUCGAUAAGUAAAAGUGGAGAACAUGAUGACGUUUCAAUGAAUUCACUCACUGAAUUUGAAAGAUUAGAGAGAGAAUGUGCUGAAGCAGAACGUAUAGAAAGUGUUGCACGUGAAGAAGCAGCUAGACUUUCAGAAAUAGAAGAAGGACAUGAAAGUCAAGCAUCAGAAACAAGCCAAGAAACAUUAUCUGGACCAGAAGAUAUGGAUUCAAUAGAUUCAGAUGAUUAUGAAAAAAGAUUAAGUGAAAUUGAUGAAAUAAUUAGACAAGCUCAGACAAAUGUUGAAAGCUUUCAAGUUGAACCAAUGCCCAAACAGAGUUUAAAAAGUAUUAGAAAAACUGAAAUAAAGUCUUUAAGUGAAAGUUUAGAAAAGGAUAUUAGGCCUAUAGAUCAAAUUCCAUCCCCAACACCAAAAGAACAAGAUUCCGAUUCUCUUGAUGGAAAUUUAAAUAAUAUUGUGCUAAUGCAAAAGGAAACAAAGGAAUUAGACAUAUGUGUUAAAGAAUUAACACCUGCAAAAUCAUCUUUAACAGUAGAAAGUCAUGAUGCUAAUGAAGAUUCAUUAAAUGAAGAUCAGGAUAAUUCACUAGAACAUGAUUCUCUCCAUGAAGUUAAAGAUCAUGAACAAGAUUCCUUGAAAGAAGAUAAAACUGGAGACGUAGAUUCACUCCAAGAGGAUCAAAAAAUAUUAAUGCAAGAUUCUUUAUAUGAGGAAAAAGACCUAGAUGAAGAUUCCCUGCGUGAAAGUUUAGAACUUCCUAAAGAUGAAUUAGAUGUAUCUCAACUGUCUGAUAAAGGUAUUGAUACUGUAGAAUUUGAUGAUUCAUUGCAUGAAGAAUGUAUAGCAAGUACAAAAUAUUUAGAACAUGAGCCUAAAUUCAUUCCAAGUUUAAUAUCAAGUACAGAUUCUUUAGAGCCAAGUAGUUCAACAGCUGCAACUCAUGCUACUUAUCAAUUUGAGACUGAUUCUAUUAUGUCAUCAAGCUUAAAUAGUAUACAAACAUCUGGAGAAGAAACUCUUAUGGCUUCAAGCACAGAUUCAUUAGAUCCAAAUAGGAUGAUGCAAGCAUAUAGAAAUGUUGUCGAUUCUCAACUUCGUAGAGAUACUCAAGAUAUGUACUUAGAUUAUGAAGGUAAUGUACAAUCUGCCCCAGAUCAAACUAAAUCCUAUAUGGAUAAAGAAGGAAAUAUACAUCCAGUGUCUGAAAUAGUAAAGAAAUUAGAUGUUACAAAUCAAACUUGUGUCUUAAAUGUGAGUGAAGAAGAUCAGAACAUUAUUGAUUCAAUUGAAGAAUCUAAAACUAUUAAAAGCUUGAAAGAUGAUACUACCUCUUCAAAAGAAUAUGUUUCUUUAGAUACAACUCAUAUUCAGUCAAAAAUUGUAACUAAAGAUUUAUCUUUAACCUUGACUAAAGAUGAUGUUCAAGAUGAAGAAGUUGAUGAAGAAGGAAACAUUAUUGAAAAAGGUAAAUUUCCUGAUGUAAUGCAUGACUCUGAUGAAGAUGAUAAGGAUCAAACUAGCAUUAGUGAGGAUUCUCUACAAAAACAAGUGGAAGAUAGAUUCAGUGAUACUAAAGUAAUAUCAUCUAGGAAAGGAGGUGAACAGGUGGAAGAAAUUAAAACUGUGGAUGAACUUGGAAAUAUUCGUAUUAUUCGGCGAAUCAGGCACAUUGUCACAGUUCAGAGAGAUGAAUUAUCAAAUCCAGAUAUUGAAAAAAGUGAACAAGCAGAACCAGAAGUGGAAGAAACAAGAACAACUGAUGAUAAAGGAAAUGUAAAAAUAAUUCGCAGAUCAAGGCGUAUAAUAAAAAUGCCUGAUUCUCAGAGUUCUGAUAUUGAUAAACACCUUCAAGAAUUUGUUCAAAAAUCAUCUGUUAGUGAUGAUAGUCAAAUAACUUCUCCUGAUGUGAGUCAAACUGACUCCCUUCAGGAGAAGUACUUUCAGGAUCCUAGAUGUGAGUCUCCUAUUACACGUGAUAUGUUAUCUGGCAGGGAAUCAGUUGCAUCUAUUAGAUCAGAUUUCAGUGAUGCAGAUUCUGAAAUAAGAGAAAUCAAAACUACAGAUGAGAAAGGUAAUAUCAUUAUUCGUAGAAUAAGAAGAAUUGUCACACCUCUUCCACCCGAUAGUAAUCCAUCUAGUGGAAGAGAAAGUCCUUAUUUAAAAGAACCAAGUGAAACUGUUGAAGAGAGACGAACUGUUGAUGAAAAAGGUAAUGUAAUCAUCAAACGUAUUAGAAGAAUUGUGAAAGUUCAAACAAAAGAUGCUUCAGAAACAUCCCCAAUUCCUUCGGUUGAUAAUGAAGAACUGGCAAAGUCUGAUACAGCUUGCGAGGAAUCAGAACCUGAAGAAUGUAAAUUUGUGGAUGAAGAUGGUAACAUAAAACAUAUUAGAAGAAUCAGGAAAAUUGUCAAAAUUCCUCAAACAUCUAAAGAUGAUGAAACAUUAAUUAAUGAUUUAUUACAAAAGUCAGAAAUAAGUGAUUCUAUUAGUGAAUCAUCAGAAACAUUUUAUAAAUCAGACUCAAAAUUAAUCAAUCAUGUAGAUCACUGUGGUGAAGAAACUGAAAAACAUUUAGUCCAGGUCAAAAAAUCUAGUUCUGAUGAUACACAAGAACCGAAUAUUGAAGAAAAAUUUAAAGACUUUUUAAAAAAAUCUAUAGCACAAGAUUCAAAAGAUGAAAAACACGAAGAAAGAAUUAUUGAUGAUAAAGGAAAUGUAGUUAUUAUUAGGACAGUUAAAACUAGUAAAGUAUCUGAACCUAAAAUUCACAGUCAAAAGUUCACAGGUCCAGAUGCUGAAAAACAAUCAUUAGAAUUUAUUAAAUCUUUUGACACUCUACAAUCAACUACACAGCUACAGCAGUACGAAGCAACAGAUGGUGAAGGUAAUAUUGUACGUGUCACUCAAGAAAUAUCUGCUCAACCACAUGUUCAUUCAGUUAGUUUCUCUGGAGAAAGUUAUGAGCAAGAUAUGGAAUCAUAUAUGAAAAAUUAUGAAGAAAAAAUGCAUUCUAGUGAACCAGGCUCAAGUCCAUCUAUCAGCAAAUUAUCACCUACCUCAGUUUCUAAUAUUAAUGUUCCACAUUCCACAAUGAAAACGACUACUCAUUCUGUUGAUGAAUCUCCUAUUUACACCUUGUCUGGAACUGUUUUGUCUUCUGACACACUUCCAAUUCACCAUGAAGAAACCGAACUUAUGUCAGAAGAAAUAGACAAUAAAGAAUUGGUGCAAAUUUAUGACUCAGAUGAUGCUAUUGAUUCGGAAGAAGAUGAAAUAAUAGAUUAUCUUAAGCAUGGCACUUCAUCAUUUAAAGAAGUUGAACCACCAAGUGACAGCAAAAAUGGAUACUCCGAAGAAAGUGCAAAACAGCUAUAAAAUAUAGGAGCUGCUGAUAACAAUCUAUCAUGCUGUAAUGGUCAUUAUAUAAAACUGUUUUUUUAAAAAGAGCAAAAAAAUUUGGAAAUUCUACAGUUCAAAUAAUGUAGAGCUUUGUUUAACUCAAAACAGCCAAUAACUUUUUGUUUGGAUAUACAUGUAUAUUUUUGUCACUAAACACAGUUGUUAUAUAUGUUAAGUCACUGUGCAAUAUGUAUGUUUAAGUUUCUUGUAUUGAAAGCCUGUGGUUGUGACUUUAUUGACUAUGUAAUAUGUUUAUGUAUAAAUGUUUUAAUAGACAACUGUGCCAUUUAACAUCCUGCUUUCUUUAAUUAAUGCAGGAAAUAAUAACAAUUAAUAUUUAUGUUUUUUGUACAUAAUGUUUUAAAAUUCAAAAAGUUGAAAUUCAUAUAAAAUUUAGUAAUCUUUUUAAGUUAUAAUUUCUGAAUUUUCUCUUGUGAUCAAAGCAUCUCAUCAUAGUGAUAUGAAAAUGCCUUCCAUUUGUUUAAAUUAAACAUGUGGGAUGUUUGUGAAUCCAAGAGUUUUUACAAUAUAUAUACACACACAUAUAUAUAUUAUGCAAAUAUAAUUUAUACUGUGGCAUUUAAUGUGUGUCGUCAUUGAGCUGAGUGAACAAUUUAAUAUUGUAAAAUAAGUCAAUGAACUUAUUUAUCAUUUCUUGGGAAUACCAUUCUAUUAAUUAAACAGUGUUUACAAAAGUUCCUUUGAGCAAAUACAAAGUAUAUUUGCAUUGUAUUUAUGUGUUGCUCACUGCUAGACAUCAUUCCCAAAUAUUUCAUUAGUGCCUAAAUAUGCAAUUCACUUUUCAGAACAUCAGAUUGUUCCUUUAAUGCUUGAUAUUAAAGAAUUAUGGAAAGUUACAAUGCAUAUAAAAAAUAUAUAUGAUUAAAACAAUUAUUAAAUCCUGCAAUUACUAUAGGCUAAAACAUUGAGUCAAACCGUCUUUUAGAAAUAUAUGUGUAACUUGCAAUAAUAACUUAAUCAUUAUAUAGCCAAAGCAUUUUGUACUAAACAUAAAAGGAAAAUGAUGUGAAUUUAAAUCAUCAUGAGAUUCUGAAUUUUGAGAGUUUUUUAACAAAAGAUAAGUGAUGAAAACGGUAAUUUUUAUGCAACUCAUUAUUUGCCAUUUCUGAGAUUUUUGAAUUGAAUUUAAAAUUGUAUCAGACGCAAUCUCCAGUUGUGCUUUUUCAACAAUCAUGCUUCGUAAUUAGCUAACUUUCUAUUGCCUGUGAUGUGAAUUGUAUUUUAUGUACAAUCAUUUCCAAACACAGCAAGUGUUAUAAAUUAUUAACUGUCAAAUUCUUCUGUGAUCAUCAGUCAAGUUUGUGGUAAAAUUGUCUUCAAGAACAUUUCUAUAAAUACAAUAUCUUGUUUUAAGGACUGAUAUUACAUGAAACCAUAAUAUGUGAACAUCACAAGCAUGUUAGGAAUUGCAAUCAAUAAAAACAAAACAAAUUUACUUUUUUCUUAGUAGGUUUUGAUAAAUUAAUAUCAUAUUGCCUGUUUGUAUCAAUAUUUUUAUUUCAGUUCAAAUUUCAUUUAUUAAAACAAUAUGCAAAUUUUAAAAAAUUUCUAAAAAUAAAAGAGUUAAAAUUAUUAAAGUGAAUAAUCAUAUCAUAAAUAUAUAUACGCACACAAAUCAAACAAAUUGAGAUUUGAUUGCUUAGAAUUUUAAGUAUAUCUGAUUUCUAAAAACUUCUUUACACUUUUUUGGUCCAAUAUUUUUGUACUAUUUUAUGUAAAAUCUAGUAGUCUAAC
Centruroides sculpturatus (bark scorpion) is the source of this 14773-nucleotide messenger RNA. Its product is annotated as centrosomal protein of 290 kDa-like. The coding region runs from base 1652 to 12994 and encodes 3780 amino acids. The transcript has 10 exons. The record is from RefSeq and is a predicted model, not a curated record. NCBI's taxonomy places the organism in Eukaryota, Metazoa, Arthropoda, Arachnida, Scorpiones, Buthidae.